Dovyalis caffra is the source of this 231-nucleotide messenger RNA. The record is from the annotation of a GenBank genome assembly. Lineage: Eukaryota; Viridiplantae; Streptophyta; Magnoliopsida; Malpighiales; Salicaceae.
AUGGAAAUACUAUUUAAAAGAGAAGAGUGGGAAAUAAUUAGCAAGUCAAUGGAGGGCGGAGCCCCAGUCAAGUUGCCGGCUAUUUUUAAAAAGCUUGAACAUGAGGACUCCCCUCCCGUCAAACCUCCUCGUGUUCAUGAGCCUGGUUUGCCAGACCCACAAACAGGCCAAGCUCUCUUAAGAUUGCAUCAAUUUCCCAUUAAGUUUUCCAAAACUGAUCGUUAUAUUUCG